GAGAGAGAAAGGGGGGGGGGUGAGUGUGGUGGAGCCAGUGAGCUGUGCUGCCUUUAUGGAGCAAGAAGGCAGAUAGGAAACCUAGCAGUCAGCAGCCGGGAGAGUCAGAGGCGCAGGUGGACUCAGAACAACCUCACCCCCCCAAAAGACUGGGGAGCUGGAAGCCGGGACACCCCCCUCCCCCCCUGCAGCCAGCCAUCAGGCAGAUUCCGGUGCAAUCCUGCUGGUUUCUCCACUCUAGGCUGAAAGCUGCUGUUUCGGCAUCCAUCCUGCCGGCUUCUGUCACCUCUCUCCAGGAGUUGUACCACACUGGCGUCUAACCCCCUGUGGCCGCCAGAGGGCAGUCAAGAGCACUUCAGACGGACAGGCUGCUGACUUCUCAUGACUGAAGGGUUUCGUCCUCCUACUUUUCAGGUGGGAACAACAGCUGAUGGUGGCCAACAUAACUCUCCUCCCUCCAUUUGAGGACUCGUACUGAUUAUCUCGGGGCUUCUGCAAACAUCUGUGAAGAACUUUGACAAGGGGUGACUGAACCUGCACACGUUCAUUCCGUCCUUUUCUCCAGCUGGGACUUUCACUGGCUGUGAUCAUCCGCUCAACCGGCUCUCUUGUGAGUACGAUCUUUUGACUGGUGGAGAUCCUCGCUGCUGGUGAAGAUCCUCGUUGCAGGUGAAGAUCCUCGUUGCAGGUGAAGAUCCUCGCUGCAGGUGGAGAUCCUCGCUGCAGGUGUAGAUCCUCGUUGCAGGUGAAGAUCCUCGCUGCAGGUGGAGAUCCUCGCUGCAGGUGUAGAUCCCCACACCGCAAAGCCCAGCCAUGACUCCGAUGCAGCGUCUGCUCCAGCUGCCGGUCAGCGCCGUCAACAUGGUGAAGACGGUACAGGGGCCCCCGGAGGAGGCCAAGAGCCCCGUGCUGACACCGGACAACAGCCAGGCCACAUGGUACAGCGCCGUGCAGCCCGAUGAGCUCCGUCACCUGCGGCCCACCGGGGACGGCGAGGAACCAUCACCACAGUCAGAGGACGGGACGGCUGGGCCCUUGGCACAGCCACUGCGAAACGACGACUUGAAGGAGAUGCUGGACAGUAAUAAGGAUGCCAUGAAGCUGGAGGCCAUGAAGCGCAUCAUCACGAUGAUGUCCAGGGGCAAGAACGCCUCAGACCUGUUCCCUGCAGUGGUGAAGAACGUGGCCUGCAAGAACAUCGAGGUGAAGAAACUGGUGUACGUGUACCUUGUUCGCUAUGCUGAGGAGAAGCAGGACCUGGCUCUGCUGUCCAUCUCUACCUUCCAGAGGGGAUUAAAGGACCCCAACCAGCUGAUUCGGGCCAGCGCCCUACGAGUCCUUUCCAGUGUCCGGGUCACCAUCAUCGUUCCCAUCAUGAUGCUGGCCAUCAAGGAGGCCGCGUCUGACAUGUCACCCUACGUGCGCAAGACGGCCGCCCAUGCUAUCCCCAAGCUUUACAGCUUGGACCCGGACCUGAAGGAACAGUUGAUCGAGGUCAUCGAGAAGCUGCUCGCUGACAAAACGACACUGGUGGCGGGCAGCGUGGUGAUGGCCUUCGAGGAGGUCUGCCCCGACCGCAUCGACCUCAUCCACAAGAACUUCCGCAAGCUGUGCAACCUGCUCGUCGACGUAGAGGAGUGGGGCCAAGUGGUCAUCAUCAACAUGCUCACCCGCUACUCCCGCACGCAAUUCCUCAACCCCAAUGCCAACGACACCCUGAUAGAGGAGACUGAUGAGAAGGUAUUCUAUGCCUCCGAUGAGGAGGACGGCAAAGACGAUAAGGGAGAGAAUGAGGAGUCUGACCAGAAGGCCCAUGUGAUGGACCCCGACCACAGGUUGCUUCUGCGCAACACCAAACCCUUACUGCAGAGCCGCAAUGCAGCUGUGGUGAUGGCUGUAGCCCAGCUCUACUUCCACCUGGCUCCCAAAGCCGAGGUGGUCGUCAUUGCCAAGGCCCUGGUGCGUCUCUUGAGGAGUCACAGCGAAGUGCAGUUUGUCGUGCUGCAGAACGUGGCGACCAUGACCAUCAAGCGAAAGGGGAUGUUUGAACCUUAUCUCAAGAGCUUCUACAUCCGGUCAACGGAUCCCACCCAGAUCAAAAUCUUGAAGCUGGAAGUGUUAACCAAUUUGGCAAAUGAGACAAACAUCUCGGUAAUCCUGAGGGAAUUUCAGGCAUACAUCACCAGCAUGGACAAGGACUUUGUGGCCGCCAGCAUCCAGGCGAUCGGCCGCUGUGCCACCAACAUCGGCGAGGUGCGGGAGCCCUGUCUGAACGGCCUGGUGCAGCUGAUGUCCAACCGCGAUGACCUGGUGGUGGCGGAGUCAGUGGUGGUCAUCAAGAAGCUGCUUCAGAUGCAGCCGGAUCACCACAAUGACAUCAUCAAGCAUAUGGCGAAGCUCACAGACAACAUCCAGGUGCCCAUGGCGCGGGCCAGCAUCCUGUGGCUCAUCGGCGAGUACUGCGAGCACGUGCCCAAGAUUGCCCCGGAUGUGCUGAGGAAGACGGCCAAGACCUUCACCAGUGAGGACGACAUCGUCAAGCUGCAGAUCCUCAAUCUGGCUGCUAAGCUCUACGUGACCAACUCCAAGCAGACUAAACUCCUCACCCAGUAUGUGCUGAACCUGGCCAAGUACGACCAGAACUACGACAUCCGCGACCGUGCGCGCUUCAUCCGACAGCUCGUCGUGCCCAUCGAGAAGGGCGGUGCCCUCAGCAAGUACGCCAAGAAGCUCUUCCUGGCGCUGAAGCCUGCUCCCGUCCUCAGUUCUCCAUUCAAAGAUAGAGAUCAGUACCAGCUAGGCUCUCUCUCCCACCUGCUCAAUACCAAAGCUUUCGGCUACCAGGAGCUCCCCGAUUGGCCGGAGGAGGCCCCAGACCCAACCGUGCGCAACGUAGAGCUAGAGGAAACCAUUUCGAACACCGAGGGGCGGAUCGGCCUGCUAGGAGACUGGCGAGAGGCCCCAGACUGGAGUAAGACUAGCAGUCGGGAGAAAAAGAAGAAGGAGAAAAAGGCGGAGAAGGCGUUCUACUCGGACUCUGAGGGGGAAUAUGGGCCCAGAGAGUCGGCCGACAGUGGAUCCAGCAAGGGAUCUGGGUCAGAGUCUGCCAGCAGGAGUGGCAGUGACAGUGAGGAUAGUGGUUCUGGAUCAGAGAGUGAGGAGAGCGAGAGGGGUUCAGGGUCUGAGGAGGAGAAAGAGAAGGUGGAGGAGAAGCCCAAAAGGAAACCGGACAAGGUGAAAUCCAAGAAGGCUGCCCCAGAGAGCGCCGAGAGCGAACAGAGCGACAGAGAGGAGAGGAAGACCGCUAAGAAGAAGAGUAUGGAGCCGAAGAGUGCGUCCGAGUCUGAGUUAGAGGAGAGCAGCGGGUCGGGGAGCAGCGGGUCGGAGUCUGACGAGGAGUCAGACACAGAGACCAAGCGCAAGAAGUCUGCGAAGCCCACCUCCUCCAAAGUAUCAGAACAUCCUAAGCAAGAGGAGAAACAAGUGUCUCUGCUCGAUCUGGAUGAUUUUGCCCCAAAACCAUCCAAUCAGUCCAGCCCUGUCCACAGCUAUAAGGCCAAUAGCCUGGUAGCAGAUCUAGAAGGUCUCUCCUUGAGUGACUCUGCGCUGCCCCCUCCUACCAUAAGCCUCACACUGGACUCACUGAAGACCCACGUCCUGCUGCACCGGCUCUCAGGCGAGGGCCUGGCCGUGGACUACUGCUUCAGCCGGCAGCCAUUCGGGGCAGACCCCCACAUGGUCACGGUGCAGCUGCAGUUCACCAACAACAUGGACGUAGAGGCCCAGUCCCUACACAUCGAGGAACCCCGGCUGCAGUCCGGCAUGAGGAUCAAGGAGUUCCCCGAGAUCGAGUUGCUGCAGCCCGGAAAGACGGUCACCGUGGUGAUGGGCAUCGAUUUCUGCGACUCCACCCAGGCAGCGAACUUCCUGCUCUGCUCUAACACAAGGAAGUUCUCCGUGUCAAUCCAGCCCCCUGUGGGAGAGCUGAUGAUGCCAUUCUUCAUUACGGAGCACGACUUCAAGAAAAAGCAAGGUCAGCUGGCGGGCAUGAAUGAGAUUAAGGAGAGUCUGACGCUGAGCAAGAGCUGCAAGGGCGACCUCACGAUCAUGCAGAGGGUCACUUCCGUCGCCAACCUGGGCCGGGUAUCCACUGCAUCCGACAAGGAAUCCAGCCCUCCUUCUCCUCCUACUCCUGGCUCACCGCUGGCCUUUAGGUUCGCAGGGAAGACAGUGUCCAGUGGCAGUCUGGUCCUGGUAACUGUGGAAACAAAAGAGUACCGGAGUACCCAGCUGACAAUCAACAGCGAGAAGAUGGUGAUUGGUGCCAUGCUGGUGAAGGACAUCCUCCAAGCCCUAUCACAGUGAAGGACUGCUUGAUAGCUGCCCCACCUCCUUCACAUUCCAUCCACAAUCUCCUCAACCCACUGUCACAAUUAUGUCACGCUAUGAACCUACUUCCUGCACAAUAAUAAUAAAUGAUUGACAUUUUCAGCAACCACUCAGAACCUCUAAAAAGCUUGACUAAACGACUGUGUUUAAACAAAAGUCCUGGGUGACAUGGAGUGUGUGGGUGUAACAAUGAAUUCAUGAUAAUGCAUAGACACAUUGAGAUUUGACCAAGGUUUACUGUCAGGGGGAGCAUAUCAUUUUGGGCCCCCAAACCAAUCCAAUUACCGGUAUGUUCCAAAUUUAUUAGGAUCCCUUUCACUCAGGGACCCUUAGAAUUGUCCCAAAACCCCCUCCCACCUUACAAAGCCCCUGACUGUCACACUUCAUUUAAUCCCAAAUUGUAUUGUUACAGUAAUCAUGAAUGUACCGUAAUACAUGGAAACAAUAUGGCAAUAUCAGUUUUGUCCACAACAAAGGAACAUAGCGUACUGGAUGCCAUUAUUAUUUGAAUGGAUUGUUUAUCCUUAUUCACACAUGUCACCGUACAAAAUUCAGAAAGACACAGCACGUUACCAGUACUCAGAAUAAUAGUGCAUAGUUCAAUACUAUACCUGAAUCUCAUGGGUGUAUAGGUUGUUUUAAAUAGAAUAGACAGUAUGAUAUUUUACAAAAUGUCUGGAUCCCAAGCCCAGUCCCCGCCCCCCCACUCCAUUCUGCAGCACACAUGCUAAUCUGUUGUACUUUUAAAAAGCUGAUCGAUCUGGAACGAUGAUAAACACAUUCAUCUUGCAGUCAUUUAAAAUGCAAGAGUUGUAUUACAUUUAAAGACACUCAAAAACAAUAUAAUUUCCCUGACCCUUAAAUACCUGGUUAGUUGUAAUUAAUAAGGGGGUUGGAAUUAUCUGAGUCCUCACACAUUACAUGACCUUCACUGCAUCCUUUGACAUCCAGGGAUAUGGAAGGAGAGCUAGGUGACUUUAUUCUCUUCUCUUCCUUCCGGCCUGAAAAAAAUCGGGGCAUAAGGGGUGUAUAGUCAUUCCAGUUACAGCAGGGCUAGUUCACUGGCACGUCUGACAUUGCCCAUCCGGCUUGAAGUGCGUCUACCUUUAUGUUGCAUCGUUUGGUUGCCCUUUGCUUGCCGAGCGUAAAUUCAGUCCAGUCUGUUUUACUUCGUCCCCAUCUUUUUCCCCAGUCUGGUGACCUAGUGACAUCGAUAAGUGUGUGGUGCGUGCGUUGUUAAUUGCUAUUUAUUUUGCAAAACAUUGUGUUACUAUGAAACGAAUGGGUUUGAAAAACACAAAUAAAGAGUUAGUCUCA
Molecule: messenger RNA, 5706 nt
Organism: Paramormyrops kingsleyae
Lineage: Eukaryota; Metazoa; Chordata; Actinopteri; Osteoglossiformes; Mormyridae
Source: RefSeq, a predicted model, not a curated record